ACUGAACAAAAAUUUCUGUAUCUGUCGUUGAGUGUCGCUCGCUAUCGGCGAAACGAAACGUUCAUAAAGUGAUAGAAUUUUUGUAAAGAAAAUUUGUUUUUUCUUAUCGCUUGGAAUAGAGAUAUGAAACUCGUAUUAUCUGAAUACUGUGCUGUUCGUUUAUUUUAGUGUUGAUUGUGAUGCGGAAGUGUGUUGAUUUUCUCUAAACGAUACUAGUGAAGUGAUUGCAAGCAAGCAAAUCCUAAAUUGCUUGUAUCUCCUUUAAUAUCGUGGUUUAUUUGUGACUACGUACGACAACAAGUAAAACGCAGUAUGCAAGCGAUUAAAUGUGUCGUAGUCGGCGAUGGUGCCGUCGGUAAAACCUGUCUGCUCAUCAGUUACACGACAAAUGCCUUCCCGGGUGAAUACAUACCUACAGUAUUCGACAACUACUCGGCGAAUGUGAUGGUAGACGGCAAACCAAUCAACUUGGGGCUAUGGGAUACGGCGGGUCAAGAAGAUUACGACCGCCUGCGGCCACUGUCCUACCCACAGACCGAUGUCUUCCUCAUAUGCUUCUCACUCGUCAAUCCGGCCUCCUUCGAAAACGUUCGUGCCAAGUGGUAUCCAGAAGUAAGGCACCACUGUCCUUCAACGCCUAUAAUCCUAGUGGGCACGAAGCUUGACCUUCGCGAGGACAAAGACACGAUUGAGAAGCUGAAGGACAAGAAACUCGCGCCCAUAACGUACCCGCAGGGUCUUGGCAUGGCGAAGGAGAUCACAGCGGUGAAGUACCUGGAGUGCUCGGCCCUGACGCAGAAGGGCCUGAAGACGGUGUUCGACGAGGCGAUCCGCGCCGUCCUGUGCCCCUCGCAGCCGAUCAAGUCGCGAAGUCGGAAGUGUAGUAUUCUGUAAUUUCGCCGCUGAAGUCACGUUACAUGAAUCAUGUAGCCAACGUCGACGCCAGUGUAAACAGCAUAGCUUUUAAACAUAGCGCACCAAAAGAACCGUCUCCACCUUGCAGUUGGACACAACAGUGUGCUAAACAAAUGGACUGCAAUAAAUGCAUACUUAGACGUUAAUUUUUACUGUUUAAUACAUAUUAUUAAUUGUAACGUGGGUUGGUGUGAGUGGAGUCCGUAAUGUAAUCGCUUUUAUAUAAUCCGAAUGAAUUUUAUGGGGCACUGACUGAGUCUAUGGCACUUGUCGUUUUUUAAUAUUGAAAGUAGGCAAUAACGUUACGUCGCGCGCGGUUCAUAUUAAAAACCUUAUGUUACAGUACCGUUAAAGGUAUGAUGCGAAAACAUUUUCAGUGACAUAAAUACUUUAUGCACGCAUAUAAUGCUCUUUAUUUUUUACAAUAUCACCUUAUUAUUUCAGUAUCAUACGAGUUUACCGUCACGAUAUAAUAAAAGCCAAAACUAUUCUAUAGAGACGCUUAAUUUUCUACGAUGAUUGGAAACGGAAUUCACCACCAAAAUACGUAUAGUAAACAUAUGUUUUGCGACUUUUAUUUUGGUGUUCUGGUCGUAAUCAUCGAAGGAAAGAAGUUGAUAUAAUCUAUUAUUUCUGAAUAUUCUAAUUUUCUUUAUACAUAUUUGAUUUACUAUUAUACUGUGAAUAUCUCUUAGUUUCUCAUCUGCGAGCGAUUAGAAAUUUGCUUGUUGAAGUAUGCCGAAUAUUUUCAAAUACGCAUCAUAUCUUAAUAGGGGUAUUGUGAACAAUCAGGAUCCUGUUUUAAUUUAAACGCUUUGUCCUCGCGAUAAGUUCAUACAAAUAAAAGUUACAUUCCUACAUUGUUGCUGAAAAUAAACUGUUACAUUCACUACAAAUUGUUCUUUUUCUUCUGUUUAUCUUAAUAUUGGUGAUUAAUAUGGAAUUGUUGAAAUUUGUGUUAGACAGAGAUUAUAUUUUUCGAUUUAUUAUUACUUAUUUUUGUUUCCCAUUGUUGUAUUUCAUGUGUAGGUGUCGGAUAAGUACAGUAUUUGUUAAGGGCCAUUUAUUUGAUUCGUGUUCAUAUUAAUGGGUCAAUGUAAGCAACCGGUAUAGGUCCAUUCGAUGUUUCCACAAUUUGAAUCGAUUAUCGAUUGGUUAAUACUGCUUGGGCUUCCGUCAAGGCUGAGGCGUCUUGUGUUGUCGAUGUUUGAAAUGUUGUGACAGCAUUUAUAAAUACUUCUGCAGUAUUUUUUUUUUUUAUUAUGAGAAACAUCAAAAAUUUUAUGUUAGAACCACACUCGCGUCUGUUGUAAGGAAGGUUCGCUUAGUCAUACGAAAAUAUGAAUUCACGUCAGUUAUUGUUCUUGUGCUUGUACAUUAGAGGUUUUGGCGCGUUAUUAAUUAUUUAUUUAUUUACAUAACAGAGGUACAGUUAUAAAUAUGAUGUUGUAAAAUUUGUAGUAUGCUCUGUAUUACAAUCAUGGGAUGCAUAGAUAUUAUUACAUAAUAUUUAACAAUAAUUAAUAAAUUGUUAAUGUAAAAAUUAUUAUUAUUAUUAUUGAGUUGACUGGAAGAGAUCUCUGUCAGAAACAAUACGAAACAAUGUAAUUUACAAAUGCAAUAAAGUAUAUAUAUAAUCUUUCAACUAUGUACUAUCGGACUUGCGUUGUUUAUUUAGAUUGACUUCACUUCCAAUGGAUUAUACUAUUAUAAACGUAAAAUAUUCUAAAAUGAAUAGUUGUAGGGCAUCAUUUAAAAAAAAAAAUUCGUCAAGGCUUUCAAAUCUAAAUAAAUAUCUAAAUUAUCUAGCCUCCUCUUAUUAGUAAAGUAUAAUAACUAACGAUAAAAUAUACCAACCUUAGGCACGAUAUUUCUCGUUACAAUGGAUUCAGGUGUGAUCCCAACAUAAAUCGUUUUAUUUUUCUUAAUCGAUUAUAAAUACCUUCGGUAUACAGGUCCUCAGCUUUGAUAGAACAUUAGUUUUAAAUACCGCAUAUUCGAUAUGUAAGCCUGCGUGUAUGAAUGGCCAAUACAUUAGAGAUACAUAUCGUCGAUGGAACUAGUUAAGCUGUAAGGGACGAUGCGCAUCGGCAAUUAAAUCGAUUCCUAAUCGAUAGUUCUGUAUAAAAAUCGAUUUGGCUACAGAUAAACGAUUGCACAAACUGCGUAGUCUAUGGUUAUGCCGUAUUGACACGAUCAGAGUAUACUCGGACCCAGUAAACUCGCACGAGUUCACACGAAUAGUAAUGAACACAAGAAACUAGUAAAUCUGUUAUAAACACUUGAUUUGUUAAAAUUUUCGAGUUAACGCAAUCUGAGUAGAAUUAGAUCAGAACGCCAUAACCCAGACUGCUCGAAUAUGAUUUCGAUUAUUCAAAUAGUUUGUAUAUACCAAGCUAGUGAUGUACUCUGAUCGUGUCAAUACGGUAUUUAGUACUACCCACAGAUGCAGCUAUAUGCUUCGCUUGGAGUUUUAUCGAUUACUUUUUAAUGAGACGGUGAUUAAAAACAUAAGUGACCGUUCUUAUUAGUCGUAAUUUACACCGUCUAGUUGAAAAAUGUAAUCGAUAUAUUAAUCGCCAAUAAAUUAAAAGUGCAUUGUAUUGAUGAACGGUGUACUGUGUAUCGCACAAUUCUAGCAUUACUCGUUAAUCGAGUCCAUACGGACGGCAUACGACGCUAUUCGUUCGUUUAGACUCGAUUUUGUAACUAACACUACAUUCCGGGACCAUAACGUGUUAGUUACUUUAAUAAAUGGGUUAAGUAAUAAAGAUACAAUACGGCGUCAAGCUUCUAAUUAUUACGAUAAGAAUAUUAAAAAAAAAAAAAACUAAUUCAUACAUAAAUAAAUUUUAUGAUUCUGGAAUGUAGUUUUUAGUAUUCAUGGGAGAUGGCAUUUUUCGCUGAAAAUGUGAUAACGGAUUUAGGCUUUAAUUGACUGCCGUGACUGGGCGGCCUCUAAGCUUUUCGGUUUCUUUCUAUUUUACUAAUGCUUUUAACUUUGUAAUACACCGUUUCUUAAUAUAAUAAAUGGCAUCAAGUUAAUUACAGUCUAAAUCCACUCCUAAAUAUAUGUUUAAACUAAGGUGAAAUAGUACACAUAAGUUUUCGUUUAAGGUGUGCAAUUGUUACUGCUUGCUUCAUGUUCCGACACGCGUGUAGUCAGUAGUGUUCUCGAGAAGCUUCAAAUCAAACGGAAUUCACAAUACCAAUAUGUUUGAAGCCAUGAUUAAGAGCGUUUUACCACAGCGUAUAAAACAGCGUUUGUCUGUUGUCUGUCCAUUUUGAAACUUAUUUCAACUAUUUAUUGAUGUCUCUUAUCGAUUAUUUUAAAAUUGGUUUUCGUUUACCCUAAAACGUUAAUCAUACAAUAAGUUGCACGAAAACUAAUCACUAUUUUGAUUUUGAAGUUUCUAUCAUCAAAUUAUUAAAUUUCAGUGACAGUUCUAUAGGAUAUUUAUUGCAAGGUUAAUAUUUACAUACAUUUGUUUGCUAUGAGAGCACAUUUGAAAUUUUUAUCAAAAGUCUAUGAAAUUGUUAAAUUGUUUUAGUUUUGACAGUUAAUACAAACGUCACUAGUGUUGUAAAUGGACCAUACGCUGACGCGUUUUUUUUUAUCUCUUUCACUACAGUUUGAAAACGAGAUAGAAUUUGUUGGCUUCAAUUUCGUGUUUACCGUGUUAUCUCCAUUUGCUUUUAAACUUCCUGACUGUAGACCUGACAAUUAUGAUGCCAUGGACACAAUUUUUUACUCUGUAGGUAAAACUAUGUUCUUCUAUACUUUAUCUAUGAUCUAUCAAUGAAAGCACCAACAAUUGCACAAAGCAUACAACUUAUGAGAUAACAUUUUAAUGUAUGUAUUGUUCAGAUGCAAAUAUUUAGAAGAAUCAGAAUGUAAAUAACGAUGAUUUAGUAUUAACUGAAAGUGUAUAAUCUAAUGCGCCAUUAUCUUUGGCGACGCAUUUUUUAUAUAACUGAAACCAUUGUAGGGGGCUUUGACUGUGCAUUUUUAUAUAAGUUGAAAAUUGUUAAAAAAAUUAUAAUACUUUUAUGUAUUCGAUUGUUUCUUUUUCUCGUAUGUAAUCUAAUGUAAGAAUUGGUAACUACAUUUUAUUGUAAGUAUAUAUUGAAUUUGAAUUCACACGAGCUAACAAUGAACAUGUUUUACACACUUAAUCUGUAAAUGGUUAAAUCUGCAUAGAAUCGAAUUCAUUAUUAACAGAGAUAAUUGUAAUUACGAUGAAUAAAUAAUUUAUUAUUUUAUUGCUUUACGAUUAUAAUUUAUUGACAUACGUUGUCAAUAAAUUAUAUAUACGAGUUUAGAAGUCGGGAAGAUAUACCAAGGUUAAUCUGUAGUACAUCAAUUAUUAAAACUGUCAGUUAAAAUAUUACUCUACGACUUGGUUGUAAGAAGCAAAAUCGGAUGAACUCUAAUGUAGUUUGAAAUUAUGUCACAAUUAUUUUAUGCUAAAUAAAAGAUUGUGUAUAAUAAUUCUCUUAGUACAUUUGAUAGAAUGGAACGUCUAAUCUGAUCUGUUAAUGAAGGCGACAAUUAUUGUAAAUGUAAGGUUUUUUUUUAAAUGCAGAUUUGUCUCAGGACAGAUUCUAAAAUGCUAUCAAUCAGAGGCACAUACUUAGACUUUGUCUCAAGAAUACAUACUAUAAGAAGUAUAACAGUGAAUCACUGUACAGCUGUAUCACUGCAUUGAUUGGGUAAUAUGAGCUUUGUGACUCAUAACUCAUAUGAAGAUGACAUUGUACCAUGUCGUUGUUAGCGAGUGAGUGACAUUAGCCUCGUUUUGUAAUAAUUUCUGCCAUAUAUACUGACGCAUUGUAUCUAUCGGUGUUCACUACAUAACCAUAUAUGCUAAAACAUAGUAUUCAUAUAUAAAAAUAUGCUAGCAUCCUGUUUAGAUCUGAGUGCUUCUGCUGUAAUUUGUUAUAUAAUACAAAAGUGGGAUAAUCAGAUUUUUAACUAAAUACUUGAAACCCUUAGGCAUUUAUUACGUACAUAAUAAUUAUAUGAAUAUAAAAUAUGGAUGUGAAAUUUUAAAAGCAGUAUAUUAAAAAUUGAAAUGUAUACAGAAGAGCUCUAACUAAAACGAUGCGGUAUUUUUUUAAUUAUCCCGCCUAUUUUAAUGUCCACUGUUAUCCGUAUUUAAUCCGUAAAUUGCUUGUAUAAUAUUAUUUUUAUACAAAUGAAAUUGGAUAAGGAACUUGUGUCGUAUUAAAAUGCAAUCGAUAGAUAAGUAUAACGCUGUCGGUAAUUCUUCCAAAUAUUGUAAAGCCUCUGAAUAAUUCAAAUUAUAUUUAUAUUAACUGUUCAAA
Molecule: messenger RNA, 6243 nt
Organism: Galleria mellonella (greater wax moth)
Lineage: Eukaryota; Metazoa; Arthropoda; Insecta; Lepidoptera; Pyralidae
Product: ras-related C3 botulinum toxin substrate 1
Exons: 6
Coding region: 313-894 (193 amino acids)
Biological process (GO): regulation of actin cytoskeleton organization; motor neuron axon guidance; small GTPase-mediated signal transduction
Cellular component (GO): cell projection; cell cortex; cytoskeleton
Molecular function (GO): GTPase activity; GTP binding; protein kinase binding
Source: RefSeq, a predicted model, not a curated record